AUGGGGAAACAAGAUGAUGCAGCCCUCGACGCGCACGUCUCGGGACAAUCGAACAAGCCACUCACCAAACCAGCGCACGCUCUCGAAUGGAAGACUGUUGCGCAAGAAUUGAAGGCCGACAUAGACGAUGGCCUCACUUCAUCCGAUGCCAGCGAACGGCUCGGCGAGGUUGGGCGCAACGAGCUGGGCGAUGCCAAAGGCGUCAACCCCGGCAAGAUUCUCACGCGGCAAAUUGCCAAUGCCAUGACAAUGGUCCUGAUCAUUGCAAUGGUUGUGUCGUUCGCGAUUAAAUCCUGGAUUGAGGGAGGAGUCGUGGCUGGUGUCAUUUUCAUCAACAUAUCAAUAGGAUUCUACCAAGAAUUCCAAGCCGAGAAAACAAUGGAUUCGCUYCGCUCGCUGAGCUCACCGACUGCUCAAGCCGUUCGUGAUGGCAAGUCGGUCACCAUCUCCACACAAGAAAUUGUUCCCGGUGAUCUUGUUGAGCUCAAGACUGGAGACACCAUUCCAGCAGAUAUUCGACUGGUCGAAGCAGUCAAUCUUGAAACUGACGAGGCCCUGCUCACCGGCGAGUCUCUUCCAGUGCGCAAAGUUGUCGAUGAUGUGUACGAUCCCGACACCGGGCCUGGCGACCGUCUCAACGUGGCGUACAGCUCUUCUACAGUCACAAAAGGGCGAGCCACUGGUAUUGUGUUUGCCACUGGCAUGCACACUGAGAUCGGAUCAAUUGCAGCUGCACUUCGCAAGAAAGACAGCCGACGCAGACCUGUCAAGCGCCGCGAGGACGGCACUACGCCUUUCUACCGAUAUGUUCAGGCGGCCACACUGACCGUCACAGACGGUAUUGGCGUCUUCUUGGGCGUCAAUGUCGGCACGCCGCUUCAGAAGAAGCUUUCCCGACUCGCGCUGCUCCUCUUCUUCAUCGCCAUCAUUUGUGCCAUCAUCGUUCUAGCAGCCAACGACUUCCGGAACGAUCAGGAGAUCAUCAUUUACGCAGUUGCUACUGGUCUUUCUAUGAUUCCCGCCUCGCUUGUGGUCAUUCUGACUAUCACAAUGGCCGCCGGCACAAAUCGAAUGGUCGAACGUAACGUGGUUGUGCGAAACCUCCGGUCUCUCGAAGCUCUAGGCGCCGUUACCGACAUUUGCUCGGAUAAGACUGGCACAUUGACACAGGGCAAGAUGGUUGCUAAAAAGGCGUGGGUCCCUGCUAAAGGUACCUACACCAUCGGGGAUACCGACGAGCCUUUCAACCCGACCAACGGUGAUAUUCUCUUCUCGGAUAAGGAGCCACGCGCCGCAGACUACAAGGACAAGAAGUCUGAAUAUGGUGAACUUCUCAACAACAGUGAUCCUCUGAAAGAUUACCUCCGCGUAGCUUCGCUCGCCAACUUGGCCACGGUCCAUCAGACGGAUUCCGGGGCCUGGAAUGCUCGUGGAGACCCGACGGAAAUUGCUAUUCAAGUCUUCGCUUCUCGUUUCCAGUGGAACCGCAGAGCAUCAGUUACCGGCGACAACCCAGCGAUGAAGCUGCUCGUCGAGUUCCCCUUCGACUCUGACGUCAAGAAGAUGAGUGUAAUCUACCGCGACCUCCACAGCAAGAACAUGUACGCCUUCACCAAGGGUGCUGUCGAGCGUGUGAUUGCCUCGUGCACGACCUACAUAGAUACUGAUGAGAAGUCGGCCGAAAUGACCGAAGAGUUCCGUGAAAGAAUCCUUGAGAACAUGGAAGCCCUCGCCAGUGGUGGUCUGCGUGUUCUUGCCCUGGCUAGCCGCGAGUACAAUGAACCUUAUCAGGAGGGUCAGGAGGUCGACCGUGCCAGCGUUGAGUCCGACCUCAUCUUCCGUGGUCUCAUUGGUCUAUAUGAUCCACCUCGUCCCGAAUCUGCACCAUCCGUCCGACGAUGCCAUGAAGCCGGAAUCGAAGUCCACAUGCUCACUGGCGAUCAUCCAGGCACUGCUCGAGCCAUUGCGGCCCAAGWCGGCAUCCUCCCAUCAAAGAUGUCUGAACUCAGCAAGGACGUCGCGGAUGCCAUGGUCAUGACUGCAUCUCAAUUUGAYAAACUUUCAGAAGCGGAAAUCGAUGCUCUACCGGUGCUACCUCUUGUCAUUGCUCGCUGUGCACCAAACACCAAGGUGCGCAUGAUCGAGGCACUCCAUCGACGGAAAAAGUUCGCGGCCAUGACCGGUGACGGAGUCAACGACUCUCCCAGUCUAAAACGUGCUGAUGUGGGCAUCGCCAUGGGCCAAGCUGGAUCAGACGUCGCGAAAGACGCAUCCGAUAUCAUCCUGACCGACGACAACUUCGCCAGUAUCCUCGCGGCUGUGGAAGAAGGGCGCCGGACUUUCGAUAACAUUCAGAAAUUCGUGCUGCAUCUUCUGGCCCAAAACGUUGCUCUGGCCAUUGUUCUACUUGUCGGUCUCGUUUUCAAGGAUGCGGAUGAGCUUUCGGUCUUCCCAAUUUCUCCCAUCGAAAUUCUCUGGAUUAUUAUGAUUACGAGUGGUAUCCCUGAUAUGGGCCUUGGUUUCCAAGAGAAAGCUCCAGAUGUCCUUCAGCGUCCACCUCAGGACCUCAAGCGCGGAAUCUUCUCCCUCGAGCUCAUGAUCGACAUGGUUGUGCUUGGAGUCUGGCUCGCCGCUCUCACUUUGGCUGCCUUUGUGCUUGUCCUCUAUCCAUGGGGAGGUGGUGAAAUUGGUUUCCAAUGCAAUGACUCCGUCCGUGACGGUUGCGAGACCAUCUUCCGCGCACGUGCCACCUGCUUUGCCUGCAUGACUUGGUUCUCCCUCUUUCUGGCGUGGGAGGUCAUCGAUAUGCGACGCUCCUUCUUCCGCAUGCAGCCAAACUCGGACCGUUACUUCACACAGUGGAUGCUCGACAUCUGGYGCAACAAGUUCCUCUUCUGGGCCGUCUUGGCUGGCUUCGUGCUCAUUUUCCCGAUCCUUUAUAUUCCUGUCAUCAACGAGGAUGUGUUCAGACAUACGGGCAUAUCUUGGGAGUGGGCUAUUGUAUUCAUCGGCUCUGUCCUGUUCUUUCUUGGUGUUGAGGGAUGGAAGUGGGCGAAGCGUAUUUUCUUCCGCCGUAGAGCGAGCAAGACUCAGGGUGACCCAAUUGAUGCUCAGACGAGGGCGUUUGAGCGUUACUUGAGCAUGGAUUCACGCAGCGAGAAGGUUUGA
Ramularia collo-cygni is the source of this 3168-nucleotide messenger RNA. Its product is annotated as probable ENA5-Plasma membrane P-type ATPase involved in Na+ and Li+ efflux. Gene Ontology annotation, biological process: calcium ion transmembrane transport; intracellular calcium ion homeostasis. Gene Ontology annotation, cellular component: plasma membrane. NCBI's taxonomy places the organism in Eukaryota, Fungi, Ascomycota, Dothideomycetes, Mycosphaerellales, Mycosphaerellaceae. The record is from RefSeq and is a predicted model, not a curated record. Bases 1 to 3168 code for a protein of 1055 amino acids. The transcript has a single exon. Gene Ontology annotation, molecular function: ATP hydrolysis activity; P-type calcium transporter activity; ATP binding.